Amphimedon queenslandica is the source of this 2131-nucleotide messenger RNA. RefSeq lists its product as uncharacterized. Bases 846 to 2051 code for a protein of 401 amino acids. Lineage: Eukaryota; Metazoa; Porifera; Demospongiae; Haplosclerida; Niphatidae. Gene Ontology annotation, molecular function: protein binding. The record is from RefSeq and is a predicted model, not a curated record. The transcript has 6 exons.
UAAUGACUUCUCAAUAUCAAUGUCAAUCAUCAGGAAAUAAUGGAGGAGGAGGAAUAUGGCUCAUACUAGGAGUAACCACAGCAAUAGCAAUAACUUUAGUCAUAAUUUUAGUUAUAGUUACUCGUAUAAUAUGCUAUUUAUGCAGUAAACUUUUAGGAAAAUUAAUACAAUCAUUAGUAUGGUACUAAAUAAAUUGACAAAUAUUAUACUUAUGAAGCAAUUUAUCCUUUAAAGAAAAUUUACAAUAUUUGAAUUAAAAUGAUACUGUCAACUUAUAUUUGCAAUACAUGUUCUAACAUGUAUAGGCAAAAGCAUCUCUCAUUGCUAUAUAUCUGAAGACUCAGGUACUACAAAUGCUUUAAUUCAAAUUCCACAGCAUGCAUAUAAAAUGAAUGGGUCAGAAUAUGAACAGGAAUGUGUUGUGGAUAUGUAUUUUAGUGAUUUGGAAUGUUAACAGGCUUUGUUCUGUUAUUAGAACUCAUACUACUUUGUGCAGUAAGGGUCUGAUGCCAUUUCAAGUAACAUCAUGAUUGUAGAGGAUUUUGUAAAUUUAGGUAGUAAUGUGACUGAAUUUUACUGUGCUAUGUGUGAACCCUAUUUCACCUCAGCCUCUGAAUGGUUUUAUGUAUGUUGAAAUUAUUCAUGCAUUACUGUUUUUGAUUCAUACAUGUUUGUUUGGUAUAAAUAGUGACAUAUUUUUGUACAUCAAGAGAGUGAAAAACAUUCUUAAAGAGAUUGCUGGUUGGGCGAAUUGAUUACAUGAUAUCACGUCACAGUUAUGUUAGGAAUGAAUACACAAUGAAUGGGAUGGGUGGGUAUGUGACCAGGAAUCUGAUCUGUCCCUUAUGGAUAUGAAUAUACUAAGGUCAUUGUUUGUGCUAUAUACUGGAGUGAUUGUUUGUGCUGUUUUCAGUUCAAUUCAAUUGUGUGGAGUGAUGAUGGCUUCAGCUCUGUUACUAGGACUCAUACUAGUCUGUAUUGGGUUGACAAGUGGUAUUGUGACACACUUUCAAUGUACUAAUGGAAGUGUGUGUGCUAGAGAUACAGUGGAGUGUAACUGUACAACAAAUACUGGAGCAAUAGACUGGACCAUCAGUUAUAGAGUACUAGGAUCCUGCAAUCAGAGCUGGAUACCUGUCACGAAAGUAAAUUUGAAUAUAUUUCAUAAUUCUUUUAAAGAAUAUGGAUACAACUUCACUUAUAAUGAGUCUGAUAAUAGCUCAAGGCUCACUUUUCAUUUGAAUGCAUCUGAGAGCAUUAAUGUUGUGUGCAAAAAUGGAAAUGUAAAUGACAAUAGAACUACAAAUAUCACAGAUUCAGGUUAUAAUGCAAAAGCUCCAACAAACUUAACAACAACCUUCAAUGCAAGUGGAGUUACUUUAGAAUGGGAGGACACUGAGAAUAACUGUACUUCUACUGAGUAUAAUGUGACCAUUUAUGAUAGUACAUCAACCGGUGUAUUGACCUAUUAUAUUAACAAGACAGCCUUACUUAUAAACUCAAAUGAACUAAACACAACAGAAACCUAUGCAUACACUGUUAGAGGGUGGAAUGGACAGCAAAGUAACAUCAGUGAACCAUUCACACUUGCUCCUAUUGAAGUGAUGAGUAUUGAAAUAAAUAACAAAUCUACUUGUGAGAAUAAUAGUUGCUGUGUUGAUAUUACACUGAAUAUAAUACUGGCAAAACCAGAUCAUACAGGGUUAAAGCAUCCAAGUCUACAGCACUAUAGCAUAUGUAUAUCUGCAUACAACUCCAGUGCUAAAUCAUAUAAUAUAACUAAUUAUAAUAAAUUAGAAUGGAAUGGAUCAUUAAAAUACGAUGAGACCUAUCUUUUUAUAAUUACACCAAUGAAUAAUUUCAGCACAGGAAAGCAAAAUAAUUAUACAAUGACUACUGAAUAUCAAUGUCAACCACCAAGAAAUAAUGGAAAUGGUGGCUUAAGCCAAGGAGAAAUUGCAGCAAUUGUCAUUGCAGUUAUCAUAUUUACAGCUGUAUUAAUUAUAAUAUUAGUAGCAAUUUGCUGUAAAAGAUAUCAAAGACAGAUAUAGCUAAAUCUAUAUAAAUUAUUUUAUUUUAUUAAUUUUAGCUAUUCUUAUUAAACUAAUAAAUGCUACAUGUCCUUCACUAA